This is a messenger RNA of Pocillopora meandrina, 24318 nucleotides long. The record is from the annotation of a GenBank genome assembly. Lineage: Eukaryota; Metazoa; Cnidaria; Anthozoa; Scleractinia; Pocilloporidae.
AAAUGGCGGAGGGCCCCCUGCGAAGGGGAAUGAUGGUCAUGGGCCGCAUUGCAAGCAUUUUGCCAACACGACGGACCAAAUCCGCCAUAACAGCGGAGCGAGUUGAAGUGGGGUGGAUAUGGUUUCACAAAGUAAAAUUUCUUCGAAUAUGUGGCGAGAACAGACCAGGUGACCACGGGUAAGCGUUGUUUCGUGUCGCCUUCUUUCUCACAGUUAUUUCACUGGAAUUUUCGUUUGUUUUCCGUACGUUGGACUGUCUCUUAUUUUACAUUCGCACAAAGGAGUCUUCUUGAAAGGAAUCGUUUAGUUUCUUGUUGAAAGGUGCGUUGUGACUCGACUUGCUCGAACAACUAAUUACUUUGAGGCACAAUGUGGCGCUCUUUACCAAGUAAGCUCUGUUCUUGACUGCCUUUCAAUCGUAAUCUCAGGGACAAGUUUCAGGAACUUUACACACGUUUGACCACGAGAAGCGAAAGUUGAUGGCAAAUCUGAAAUGUAAUUCACGUCAUGAUCGCCUUCUUCCGAUAUUCCCCUCUCUAUAAAAUCCCAAAUUAUCUUCUCCAUGUCAUCAUUUUCAGGUUUUACCUGCCUUUGUUUCCAUGGCAUCCCCCCAAUCAUCUCUUGCACCCCCUCUUCAUGUGCAACACUUGGAAAAAGCUCUCCGUUUGGAUCCUCUCCUCACUUACUUAGAGGGCGUCUUCACAGAUCCUUACUUGUCAACCAUAAGGUAAUAAAUGUGCACAAAUGAAGUAAAAAGUUUGGAAUUGUUGUUAAUGGGUAAAUCAAACUUGGCAGAGUAUGAAACAGAAUAGGCACAAGUGUAACAGGUGAGGAAGACAAAAUAAAGUUUGGACUUAAAUGAAGAGGCUUUGCCAAUCAUAAUAGAAAAUGCUCGUAUUAAUUCAGCUUCGAGUAACGGACGGCUACACCUCAAUCUGAUUGACUGUGAUAGAUUCAGUUCUUCCUGUAGAGUGAGAAUUGAACGUGAGCCAGUGCGAGGUGUUUAUUUAUACACCCUGGUUUUAAAUUUUUGUCAGAUAGUAACAUUUUCUUGGCAGACUUUCUCUGUUAGUGUAGCACUUAUCAUUCUACCAUUAAAAUUGUUUUUGGCAUGUAAUUGGAUCAACCAUAUUAGAUCCUACAAAACAUAAAAUUGCGAUAUAAUUUCAUUUGUUUACUUUUCAUGUUAAAUAAAUGGGAUGUAAAGUGAAUAUUCAAGGUUUGCCUAUAAUAGACAUGUAAACCAGUUUUUAUUCUGCUUGAAACCCACUCCACAGAUAUUCCAAGGUUUUAUAAUUCAUCGGUGUAAUGCCUAACAAAUGGUCAAAAUGUGUGCCUGAAAGUAAGGUGUCUUUGUGCAAGGCACUACAAAAGAGAUACUGGUUUAAUAAAGGGCUAUGAGCAGGAUUUGGAAACUUAAGGAAAGAUACAUUUGUUGAAUAUGAUGAAUGAUUUAAAACUAGCAGUGCCCAUGGACAACGUAAAGGAAAUUCUAUGUUCUGCUUGGUUACUUGAGCAGGCAAAACUAGCUUUGUAACUCUUUACAGUGGCCAAUUUAUGAUAUCAACUCAGUUGAUAAUGCUAAAUUACCAAUUGUCAUUGCGGCUGGCUUGUGAGUUGGUUUAAUAUAGAUAUGAUCAUGAGUGGGACAAGCAGUGGGCUAUUGGUGAAGUUUCUGAAUUCUGAAUAAAAAAUCUGGCGUUUGAGUUCUAGAAGGAAUCAGUGUGUUGUGUUUGCGUAAUAGCAGUGGUACAGGAGUAGCAAUACUCCUAGAUGCCAUAGCAGCCAUAAGGGGUGCAAUACUCCUGGUCACAAUGAUACAGACAGUUGCAAAAGCAACAAAAGGAGUUACAUGUACAAGACUCUUAGGCACAACAGUAACAAUAUGGGUGGCACUACUUCAAGUUACUCUAUGUUAUAGAUACUAGUUUAAGCCGUGAAAGUGUGAGCCACUUGCCUUGUGUUCAAAAAACCAGUGUGACAGAACUUAACUCGUAAUUUGAGACAUCUUGGUGGUUUUUUGUUUUUUUAAACUAUUCAAAAGGUCAUAUGAGGUGUAUUUGUAAGGAUAGAUUUGAGUACUACACAAUUUCCUGUGAGUCGUAUGCAGUGGUAAUUUUGUGAGGCAAAACUUGAAAUCUGAGAGCUUUGAAAUUCUUUUUUGUAGUGUCCAGGAAGAUUAAAUCAACUGUUUCUUUGGUGUUUAAAAUGAUGUUUACUUUUUCUUACUCCCUUAGUGAUGAUGAAAGUGAAUUAAGCGAUAAUGAAAAGGAAGUCUCCUUAAAAGGUGACAGUCUUUUAAAUGGCACCAGCAAUGGAUUAACGUUAAAUGGAUGUUUGAGUCAUGAUGGUGAGUUACUCUUUUGUUUUAGACCUUGUGAUGUAAAACUAAAGGUUGUUAAGUUCUCAAAAACUGGAAGAUUACACUACAGAUUCUAAAAAGAAUUUGACUUGACAUCUUGUUGCUAAAACAUGUAUGAAUUUCAUAUCAUUUAUGUGUAUCUUGAAAUCUUCUUUACAAAUUUUGUAUAACAAGUUGAAAACUCUGGGUUUGAACCUUUUAUAUGUUUGUUUAUUAAUAAAGAGAUAUAAUUGUCUUUACUAAGGUGAUUUGUUUUGUUACAUUCAGAGUUGCGAAUUGACAAAACAAGAUUGUACAACUUCAGUAAAGUGAAGAAAGAUAGGAGAUGGUUGAAGGUACUGGAGAACUUCUUAGUGAUUUUUUUUUACGUCUAUCAAGCACUUCAUCCCUUUUUAUCAGUCCCCAAUCAGUAAGAGCUGCUAGGAAGUCCUACAGCUGCACAUCUCUUGGAAACAGCUUAAAAAAGUUUUUAACUGCUGUUAGAGAGUGACAUAAAUAAAAUUUCUCCUUACAUUAUCAAGACAGUAUCAAGCAGACAAGUGAUAAGAAUAAGGAAAAAUAUCAGUCAGGAAGUUGUUAGUUGAUCCAAUACUAAAUUCUCAGAACUAAUAUCAUAAGUAUUGUUUGACAGACAGUAAGGCGAAUUACUAACGAGAUCUUGGAAGUGUCCUGAUAUCUUUAAUUGUGGAUAAUUUUUUUCAUUGGUUCAAAAUUUUUGUUUUUUUGUGUCAUACUUACUAUCACCCACAAUUAUGGGCCAAGCCAAAGGAAAAGUUAAAGUACCAGUGGGGAGAAAAUCAAAUUAUAACAAAGUUUCAUAGAAAAGUAUAUAAGCAUUUAUCCUUGUCUAGCUCUUUGGUGAUUGCCUCUCCCCCUCCCCCCUCCCCCUCCCGCCUACCAGCUAACUAUUACCAUAAGGUUUUAAUCCAUUGUAGGGAAAUUGUACUACGUCACAAAAAUUACUCACAACAGUGCUCCACAUUGCAAUUGUUUUGAAGCCAUGGCGAGUGAAAAAUAUAUUUGUAAACUAAAAUAAAGACAAAAGUUGCCAAUUGGCGAUCAACAGAUUUGACAACACGAAAGAGGCCAUAGAAAAAUUUAUCCAUCCUUGGUUGUAUUAUUAAACAAUUAAUUGCAUGUAAAUUUAUUUAUUAUGCUUUAGACAAUACAUAUAUGUCAUGUUUUGUAUUAGGAGGUGCUUCUGAGUGACAGUUCUGACACCUCAUGUGAUGAGGAUGAUGAGGCACCACUAACGGAAGAAGAUCUUCAGGAGAUGCUUUGGCUACACAAGCAACAAAAAGUUGCCCAACAGAUGUACCAUGUUGACAAAGAUGUAAGUUGUUUUGAUGGACAUGAUUAGGUGUACACUCCUUGCUGAAGCUCUUUUUUUCUAUGAGGAUGAACUAGUCAGUUUAGAUAAAUUAUAUUUGCUGCCAACUUAUCUUCAUAUGUGACAGUUUCUUUUCCACUGUUUCCAGCUUUCAAGAUACCAACAUUACAGUGCAAGCUUGCUUUCAGACCAAGACAAGUACAAUGACCAUCAGAAACAAGCUGGAUUAAAGAAGCUCAAAAGAAAGAAGUUGAAAGAUAGUAUGUACAUGUAACACAAGAUACUGAAUAGCUUAAACUCUUUACACCCUUACGUCAGUAUCCUUUUUUUGUCUUUGUUCCUAGUGAGGAGAAUUCCUUUAACAGUCAAAGCUUCUUAGAUUGGGGAUCUUCUCAUUUAUUCUCAUUUUUUUCAGUGAAUGAUUCAGUAGCAUAACUGUAAAGAGAAAUUAGAUGUUGGAAGACGUAGGAUUUAAAGGGAUAAGAUUUGGCAUAAUCUUAUUUUGAAGACCUGCCUUAAUUUCCACAGAAAAUAAAACCUGCCUAAAAAAAUUGUGCAAAAGUCAGUUCAUGUUCUGUAUUUUGGACUGUUUUGAAAUAUCCUCCUAUGAACAUGGUUAACGUUCAGCUUAGUAACAGAAGAGCAUUUCCUACCCCAAUUAAAAACAAUUUUUACAUUGAAAUCUAGCAAGAGAAUACUGGGCCAAUAAAAACCCUGUUUCUUAUCAAAUACCAUGUAGUUCCCCCUGUGUUGUGUUGCUUUCCUUGUAAUAUUUCUUCUAUGGGAGCAAUGCAUCACAGCACUUAAUGGCAGAAAUUUCUGUCAUCUUAAUAUACGGUUGUACCUGCCGAACACAGAUCACUGCCAGUCUGCAGAAUAAAUCUCUGGCAAGGUUUCCAUGCUUCAUGAUACAGUCCACUCUGUUGUGCAAGGAAACACAAGGUUAAUCAAUUCAGACCAACCUGUAGAGCAGUUGAAGUGAAUAGUGUUUGUACUCACUCAUGUCCAUUACUGCUGAUUUCCUUUAAACAAAUGAUUUGUAUGUUGUAGGUAAAGUAAAACUUUCAAAGGAAAAGAAGGAGAAGGAUAAAGUGAAAGUUAAAAAGAAAAAGAGGAAUUCUGAUGAUUUGGUAAGUUUGAGGCCAACAGCUGUUUUUCCAUUCUGAGGGAAGAAAAUCCAGUUGCUUUGUACUAUUGUACCCUGUGAGCAAAGGCAGCCAAUCUUUGUGAAAAAGUAUGGAUUUUCCUCUGCCCAGACUUCCUCCUUAGAGAAAUUGUGCCAAUUUUUUUUGUCACAAAGUUGUAGUUGGGUGGGUGCAAUGUUCAUGUGCAAGUCAAAGCAUGUUGUGGCAGCAACAAGGGGUUUCUGUCUCUCAGUGGCUUAUCUAGGAAAAUCAAGGUCCAGCACUUUUGCACAAUUGUGUGUUGACACCAUGUAGAGUUUGUGCUAAAAGCUCUAAUUGCAGAAAUCUCUGUUGAUAGGAUGAUGAUCAGAGGCAGCUGACAAUGGAAGAAAAACUUAUCAAGAGAACUCUGAUACGUCGCAAGGAAGCUGAUGCUAAACGGCGGAAACUGUGGGCUUUGAUAGUCAGGAAGGAGAUACCAAGGGUAUGCCAGAUUAUUUGGCUUACUGGUGUUUUGUGUGUUGGGUUUGCACUAUUUCCGUUUAUUAACUUACAUUGCUGUAUUUGGUUCCUGUUUCUUUAGGCUCAUAGACAAAAGUCUUCUGCGAGGAACAACAUGCUUCAAAACUGCAAAAAGGUGAGCUGAUGUUGCCCAUACUUGUAAGGGAACUGGGACAUAAACACAAAAGGCUCUGGUUUUUUGAACCAGUAGUCAAAAUUUUCUAAAAUAGGUAUUGUAAUUUUGUGAGUGGUCAUGACAUUGAACAAAUUUCCUCUCUGAUGUGGCUGUAAUAUUUCUUAGUUGCCUGACUGAUUUGAAACAGGCCUGGGGGUGGCUUGAUGCACAAAGUAUAAGUACCAUUUUUUUACUGAUGUACAAGGUACACUUGGUUAUAAGACACACCAUAAACUUUCAAGCUUGUAUGUAUCAUGUCUAGAUCAUGAAAUCACAUCUAUAAUACUUGGUUAUCAGAGGCACCCCAAACUACAUGCAAUUUUCAUACAAUUUUCACUCAUAUUUCAAUGUGAUUUUUCAAAAUUUGCUGAGUACAGACAUGCAUGUUUGUACACAAGAGCUGGAAACUUGCACAGAUCAGCUUUGUAAGAACAGAAGCCAAAAAAUCUCAACUGUAUUAAGAACAAAAGUGUUAACUUUUUUAUGUGAGUGUGGCUCCAUUUGGAAGACAGUCUCACCACACUUAAUCCUUUUACCUUCAUGAGAGACCAAGACACAAAUCCUCCCUACAAUAUCAAUACAAUAUCAAGCACACAAGUGAUGAGAAAAAAGAAAAAUAUCAGUUAGGGGAUUAUAAAUUGAUCCAAUACCAAAUUCUCCAAACUGACAUCACAAGAACUAAAUGGCAGAUGGUAAGGAGAAUUACUGAUGAGAUCUUGGGAGUUAAAGGGUUAACACAUGAACUCUUUAUUGCAGCUUGCUCAGCUGUGCCAGAAAGAGAUGCGGAAAGAAGCACAAAGAUCUCAGAAGGUUACUCAACAGACUGCUCCAAAGGCUAGGAGGCUCUCAAGAGAGGUAGAUUUUUGUGGGGCUUUGUCAAAAUUAAACAAUCCAUAUGCUAAAGGAACUCACUUCAAACUUUCUGUGGCAUAUUUUUUCAGUCUGCAUUGUAAGUGUAUUUCCAAAUCAACUGAUCUGAAAUGAACUAUUGUUUUGAUAAUUUUGAUAAUAUUCCUUUUUCAGAUGCUAGUUUAUUGGAGGAAAUAUGAGAAAGUUGAGAAAGAACACAGGAAAAGGGCAGAAAAAGAGGCCCAGGAACAACGGAAGCUGGAUGAUGAGUUCAGAGAGGUAACAGUGAUUGCUAGAUUUUUCAAACCAGGCUAAAAGUGCACUUCCUUUGUUGCAAUUACAACUGGAAUUGUAGGUGUAUGUUACCUUCCAGAAUUUCAUAUUAUGUCAGGAAUGGGUUAAAGAAAUUUUACUGUCAUUUAUUGUAUUAUCAUCGUUAUUAUUAUUACUACUAAUAUUAUUAUUAUUUGAUUUCCUAGGUACGCAGACAACAGCGGAAAUUGAAUUUCUUAAUCACACAGACUGAACUAUAUGCUCAUUUCAUGAGCAAAAAAUUGAAGGGUAGGUUUUCUUUUUAACAUACCAUGUUUUGGCAAAACUUCACUUUGCGACAAUGUUGAUUACAAUAUUUCAUCCAUGCUGGGAACUGUUUUAGCCACAAUUAGAGGUGCCUUGCAUUUGAAUUCCUAAUAGAACUCUACAUUAGCCAGUAGAAUUUGAAUCCCUGAUUUUUGUUUCAUUUAAGUUGAAAACUGCUUGGUUCAGGUUCAUUUAAGAAGCCAAGAGCAGUGCCAAGAGAGCAAGGCUUCACAAAACCUGCUGCCUGCCGCCUGCCUUUAUAUGUGAUGUUUUGAUUGCAGUUCAAUAUUGAAGCACCCUGUAAGUUGUAGUUUUAACAGGAAGUGUUCACUUGAAGCUUUGUUUGUAACCAUUUCCAGGUUCACAGCCUGAUGAAGGCACACAGGAGAUUUUGAGAAAAUUGGAUGAACCAUCAGCAAAACAGAGUGUGAAGACAGUCCUCGGUGGAGUGCUGAUUGAUAUGGAGAAUGCUGAUACAUAUGGUGAGAAAAUUGUGUGUGAAGUUGAAACAUUCAAUUGACAUGGGAAAUCACUCAAGUUUUAUUGCUGCUCAAACUAUUAUUUGGUUUCUCUCUAGAGGUGGUUGAAUUUUUUUGAUACAUUUUUUUGAUGUUGGAUUGUGUGCAAAUAUUUUAUUUCUUGUACACUAUCGAUUGACCAGACUUAAUCACACACACACACACAAAAAGAAAAAUCGCUUAGUGUAAGAAAUGAAGUCUCAAGCUCUUAGUACUUUUCCUUCAAAGACAAAUUUUCAUGAUCGUGAUUGCAAUAACUUCAGUCUGAUAUGAGAGUUUGGAUUUUGGUUCCUACAUGUUUACUGAUCAGUAGAGUAUUGGGCAGUUAAUAGGAAUAGUGGGGUAAUCACACUAUACAUCCUGAAUUUCUUGUCAUGAUAAUUUUUCAGAUGCUGAUGAAAUGAAGUCUCAAGCUCUGUCAAAUGCACAGAGAGCUAUUCAAGAUCAGGAGGCCAGGGUAUGAUGCUUAGUUGGUGGUCACGUCAUUGUGCUUAGACAGUUGUCAAUAUAUAAUUUUGUGGUCAGAAUGACUGCUUUUGGAUUUUUCCAGUAGUACCCUCAUAUCAUUUACUAUUUGGUAUUGGUAUCAAAGACUGUGCAAUUUUAUCUUUUCAUAAGAAUUUGCAAUGUAGGUUUGUUCUGUUUCCAUAAUUCAGAUAUUAGUCUUAAUGUCUAUGUUGUUAUGGGAUUUUUUUCUUGUAGACAAGAGAUUUUGAUGCUAAUUUCCAACAAGAAUCUGGUAAAAAGGUUUCAAUGUCACAAGCAUUUUGUAAGUCUGCUGUUGUUGUUUUUUUUCCACUUAUGCUCUGUUUUUGUGUAUAUGUGUAUAUUUUUGUUAACUAUUUUUAGGGUAACCAGAUGGGGUUAAAACAAAGAUAUUUGUAUCAAAAUUUUGAAAGUACCACAUUAUUACAUAAAGAGAUCAAUGUGAUAAUUUGUAAUCAAGGAUACAAUAUACCAGUAAUCCCCCAACUGACCAAUGUUGUUUAAGACAAGUGAGACUUGUAGCUGCCAGAGCCUUCCAAACUUCUGUAGCUUGAAUAAUAAGGAUUUUUGUAAAUCCCAUUUGGAAUGCAAGUUCAUGGCAGGUUACCUACCAGCAUCAUGCAGCACACCUGUCACAGUUUCACAGUUUUAUAGUACCCCUUUACACUUGUGGAUGGAUUGAGACAAUGUGGGAGUCAAGUGUAUUGCCCAACACUACAGGACUUGUACAUGUAUCCAGUCCUUCUAGUUUAGAGUUGAAGCGCUCAGGGCCGAGUUGUUAAAGGGUGGAUAAUUCUCUUCAACAGAUGAUAUGUUACCAUGUGGUUAAGUGUCAACUGAACAAACUGGGCUAUCAACUGGAUAGCUUUUUCUCCAGUGGACAGCAUUAUCCUCCUUCUGAACAACCGGGGGACAGAUCAUCUCUUACAGCUGGGGAUUACAUUACUGCCAAUCCAUACUCUUGGGAAAAAAAGAACUUGCAAGUUUUUUCAUUGGGAGUUAAAGCUAUGACCUUCUGUUGACAAGUACAUUAGAUUCAUUAAUGGAAAUCACCUUUUUUUUUCCUCUGUAGUUGACCAGAGUUAUAGCUUAGCAGAUCCCUCAAUAAACAUGGAUGAAGCUCAUCCACAACCAACAGUCUUUGAAGGAGAACUUAAAUCAUACCAGCUUAAGGUAAACAGCCAUGCUAUAACAUGUUCUGAGUUUUAAACUUACAUGUACUUAUGUUUGCCUGCUUAUUGAGUUUGGUGCCUGUGUCGCAAGUGGAGGUUGGGUGCCUAUGGGCCAGGGGGCUGCGACUGCAAUUACAACCCAAGGUGGAAGAACACCCAUAGGCCUACCAACCUGCAACCCAGCCACGAGCCCCCCCUGCACCCAGCCCCCCACUAUAGCACCUGUCAUACCGAGGCCGAAACAAGGGAAAAAAAAUACCAGGAAGGAGGGGGAGACCCUAAACCAAGAAAGCAGAGGGAGGGAGGGGAACCAAGAGAAACGCUACGCUACUAGAACACCACGCCAUGCCACACUAACAAAGCCUAGAGUACAAUGCAAUCAAAACGUAGGCACAUGGCUUGCGCAGGUGCCAAAGCAACAUACCACUGGACAGGAAUCUGCCCCCAUGCUCCUGAACAAUGGUAAACGCUACAAAUGCAACAGCACUACAAAUGGCCAACAUGCCACCAAAGAAUGCCAAAACACUCGAGACCAUAGCUCCUAGUCGUUAACUAGAUUAAUUAUGAUUUAAUAGUAUGAUUCUCAUGAAUAAUUUUCUUGUUCUGUGAGAAGUAGAGAAUUCUAUUAAAAAUUAAUCAUGUGAUGGAUCCUGGAAUGGUGUGCUCCCUUUCAAAUGCUAAUUUACUUUAAAUCAAUUUUCUUGCACAUUGAUUCUAUUAUUGUUACCAUUAUGCGAGUGUUUGUUGAGGAAUUCUGAUGUUAAUUUUAAGUGUUUUUCUCUGCAGGGAAUGAACUGGCUUAUCAACUUGUAUGAACAAGUAUGUAGUUGCUUGAUUUAAUUGUGAUUUUUCAUACCUACUUCAGGAAUUGAUGAUGAUGUUUCUUUGUUAUACUAGUCUAACUUGCCUGUUCUGGUUCAUCUGACAGGGUAUUAAUGGCAUUCUAGCAGAUGAGAUGGGUUUGGGAAAGACAGUGCAGUCUAUAGCCUUUCUCUCUUAUCUAGCAGAGGUUAGUUUUAUUGUGCACGUGAAAAUAUACACCAGUGAACUUCCUCUAUUGUUCUGAGUUGAAUAUGACAAGCUAAACCUGAUAUUUUUUUCCUUGGAAUGAUUGGAACAAAUUUGCCUUAUUUAAUAAAUAUAUGCACAACUAUUUUUCAAGUUGUUUAGUAUUUUCUUAGUCCCAUAAGGAUGAUGUGAACAAAAUGUCCACUUGUGUUACAUGUGAAACAAUUAUUUCAGUACUAUUUCACUUUCUAGUAUUUUGGUUUGUAAUUUUUGAAACACAUCAUACAGACUAACUAAGUGUAGUAUUGAUUGAUUAUGGCCAGUUCAAAAGAUGAAGACAACAUAAACAAAACUAUUGAAGUAUUUUAUGACCAACCAAAAUGUUAUGUGCUUAAAAGUUUGUUGCUUUAAAAGUCAAGCCAGAAAAAUGGAAUUUUUGUUGCUGUGCUAUCUGUUUGUGUUUUUGUUUUGUUUAUAUUCCAAUGCCCCUGUAUGGUAGAAUGGUGUAGAAGAGGAAUAAUAACUUAAGUUGUUACUUCAAAUGUGGUCAUUUUGAUUAUAUUGAUAGACACAUAAUAUUUGGGGUCCAUUUCUUGUGGUUGCUCCAGCCUCCACACUGCACAACUGGCAGCAGGAAGUCAGCAGAUUUGUUCCACAAUUCAAGGUAUGUGGGAGUUAAGUGUAUAGAAAAGGUGCAGAAACACUGUGAAAAGUGAUGCUUCAAGCCUCUAUAACUAAUAGUCAUGUUCCAGUUUUCAACAUUUGAAUGGAAGGAUUUUAGUGUCAUCCAAAUGAAUCUCAGUUUAAAGGCAAUGUGAUGACAAAAAAAAAUUGUUGAAGUGAGAGCAAAUAGUUGCUUCAACUAAAAUGUACAAAUCAAACUGAAAUGCUCAAGUCAGAUCUUCCUACAUGGAGCUGUUGCUUUUGAGCUUUGUUGAGGAGAAAUGUCUCCUAACAUAACUGAACUAUUGUGGUUGUAAUGUCAUGUUCAUUGCAUGUGCUACACAGUCAUAUUUCCAAUUUUCAAUUUUCAUUUUUACCACUGUGUUAUAUUUUCAUUUCUCCUUUCUCCAUUUUCUAUUUUCCCUUUUUUUUCAUUUCUCCAUUUUUCCAUUUAUUAAUUUACAAUUUCCAGGUGUUGCCAUACUGGGGAAACCAGGGUGACAGAAAAUCUCUAAGGAAAUACUGGACUCAGGUACAUUAUUUAUAUCUUUGACAAGGGUCUAAAAUAACAAUUAAAAAUUAGUCAGUUUAUUUAUUAUGAAUUAAUUUUAUUUCAGUGUCUCUAUGUUUCAUUUUACAAAGCUGCACUUGUUAUAUUUGUUUAUUUAUGAUGGACACAUUUUAAAAGCUCUUUAACUUACUUUUGACACUCAGGAAAAAUUUGAAGUCAGUUAUUCUUUAGAAUUUACCAUGAACAAGCAACUAAUUUUUCUCUCUUGUUUAGAACCAAGUUCAUAUAAAUGACUAUGAGAAUGCACCUUUCCAUGUGCUUAUAACAAGCUACCAAUUGGUAGGUAAAACAAACAGCAAGUGCCAAUUUAUUUUUUGGUCCAGGUUACGCAUCAUGGUAUUCCAAUUAUUUUGAAAUGACCGAUGACAAAAAUUAUAUCAUUAUGGUAUUCAAUAACAAUUUGAAAACGUCUCAACAAAAGAUUAUGUGUGUUUAGAGAGCUUUGGACAGACAUGUAAACUGGAGCACUUUUGUCUUCAUUGUUGAUUUUUAUGGGCUUAAUUAUACAACCACUACUCUAUGAUCUAUGAUGACGGCAGCCUGCUAAGCCCCAGCCUACUAUGCAGGAAGGCACGGGUUCAAGUUUCAGACCAGACCAACAAUUAGGGUCUUAAAUUAAUUGCUGCCUUUGCUAUGAUAUCUGCAAUUGGUUAGACAUUCUGGUUAAGGACAAUAAACUGUAUUUCUCAUGUCCUGCCUCUUCUCUAUACUGGGUAGCAGAACGUGUUAAAGAACUGGCACACUUCUUGCAAGGAGUAGGGAAUGUAACUCCUGGUGUUGUGGUCUGGGCUCCUAAACUGUUUGAGGCAGUCUGGCCAAAUGCCCCCUGCGAAGUGUUGCAAAGUGCAUUUAAGUAUCUUAUUGUGGAUAAUGCAGUACAUAAAUGCCUCAUCACUAUCAACAUCUCAUGUCUCUCAUUUAACUUGGUAAUAUAUAUGGCUAAUGGAUUGUUGUGUCCUGUUCAGAUUGUGCAAGAUGUGAGAUACUUUCAGCGCAUAAAGUGGCAGUACCUUGUACUUGAUGAAGCUCAAGCAAUCAAAAGUAGUGCCAGGUGGGAAAUGCUUGCAAAUGGCAAUUGGGUGUUAAAUGUUAAGUUGUGGUCUUGCUGUUUUAGCUCAAAUGUCCUGCAUUACUGGAGUCUUAAAAUUUGUCUAAUUUAAUGAAAAAAUCUUACUUUAUGUAACAGUGUGCGGUGGAAGAUUCUACUUGGUUAUUCAUGCAGGAACAGACUUCUUUUGACAGGAACACCCAUUCAGAACAGUAUGGCUGAGGUUUGUGUUAUCAGUAGCUACAGUGUUACCUUCCGCUUAUUUUGUGGUGCAAUUGUCCUAGGUGUAUCUUUUACUUCUAUCAUUAACCUUUAGUUGUUUUGUUAACUCUUUCACCUCCAAGAGUGACUUGCAUCUAAUUUCUCUUCACAAUAAUUAUAUUAAUACCCUUUUUUUCUUUAUCUGUACAUUUUUGAGUUUUCUAAGUUUAUUAUUUGUUGGGAGAACCCCUCUGUGAAGUUCUUUUGGUGAAUUGGGUAUCCUCAAUAAAGAUUUACUUUAUUAUGAUAUCACCCCUGAGGCACACAGUAAGGCCAUGAGAAUAAAGGAAAUGAUCACCAACUAAAAAAGCUCUUGUUAUACAAAUUUUCCUCAUCUUCACCCAGGAAAAUGUAUGGAGAACAGUAUAGAGAAUAUGCAUACUGAUAUUAGGAUGUAAAGGGUUAAAAUGUGGUCAUUUUGAUUACAUCAAUAGAUACAUAAUAUUUGGGUGCAUUUCUUGUUGUUUCUUCAGCCUUUUGACUGCAUAAAUGGCAGCAGAAAGUCUCGUUGUCAGCACCUUAGCAAAUGUAAGGGGAACAGUCAGGAGAAUACGCAUAGUGAUGUUAGUGUGUAAAGGGUUAGACGUUCAUGUGUCCACUUUACUUUUUUUUUUCUAACAGUUGUGGGCACUGCUUCACUUCAUAAUGCCAACCCUGUUUGAUUCCCAUGAGGAGUUCAAUGAGUGGUUCUCAAAGGACAUUGAAAAUCAUGCAGAAAAUAAGUCAGCUAUUGACCAAGGUAUUUCACAGAUCAGUACUGAGUGUUCAUAUGCUUCAGAGUGUACCACAAACAGUAUUAUCAUAGUGAUAUCAGAUCUAUUACUUUACCUUUCUUGAAUUUCUCUUUUCCUUCAACUUGCUUCGGUUGAUCUGUUGUGAAAAGUAUUCACAAUUUCCUUUUUCAAAUUUCUCUGUUCUUACCAUUUGUCUCGGUUGUUUGUAUUUAAAGUGUUCACAAUUUCCUUUUUCAAAUUUCUCUGUUCUUACCAUUUGUCGCGGUUGUUCUGUAUUUAAAGUGUUCACAAUUUCCUUUUUCAAAUUUCUCUGUUAUUACCAUUUGUCUCGGUUGACCUGUAGUUAAAGGAAGUCACAAUAUCCUUUUUCAAAUGCCGCUGUUCCUUCCAUCUGUCUCUGUUGAUCUGUUGUUUAGAUUAUUCACAAGGUCCUUUUCAACUUUCUCUGUUCUUUCCAUUUGUUUUUUAGACCAACUUUCAAGACUUCACAUGAUCUUAAAACCUUUCAUGUUAAGGAGGAUUAAGCGCGAUGUAGAGAAUGAACUUUCUGAAAAGGUAAACGAGCUGUUUUGAACAUGCAUGGCUGAGUAAGUAACUAGUGACAGAGUUGUCUGUCAUACCAGUAGGUUUGUAAACCUUUUAACGCCUAAGGGUGUCUAUCAUCUAAUUUCUUCCAAUAAUAUUACCCCUGAAUCACAUACUAAGAUCACGAGAAUAAGGGAAAUGAUCACCAACGACUGAAAGAAGCUCUUGAUUGUCUAACAAAUUCUCCUUGUCAGCACCUUAGGAAGUGUAUAGAGAACAGUUUGGAGAAUAUGCACACUGAUGUCAGGUUGUGAAGGGUUAAGUCUAAUAGCCUUUCUGAUUCCAGAUUGAGAUCAAGCUUGUUUGUCAUCUGACUACAAGACAAAGAUGGCUGUACCAAGCCGUGAAAAACAAGAUUUCCAUCGAUGACCUCGUUUACACGUCGACAUCUUCAUCAUCCACCAGCGCGACAACAAGCAGUUUGAUGAACCUGGUCAUGCAGUUCAGAAAGGUAAUGCAAAAGAUUUAACCGAGUGACACUGGGAACCACUGAACUGCUUGGGAAGGUUUUGAAAUCCUACCUUGUUGGAUAAGUCAUAGUAGCGUGUGUAAAAUUUGCUCAAAAGAUGAUGUUUUGUCCGUUCUAUUUUCUAAUAUAUAUCAUUGUAUAUAUUAUUUUUCUAAUAUAUAUUAUUGUGUUUUCUUCAAUGUGAUGACCACAUUUUGUUUUGUAGGAGAGUUUUUCAUGUUUCUCGCACUAAAAAUUCCCAAGUGCUUAUAUAACUCAAUAAUGCUCGAGGAACAAUUUUUUUAUUUAUUUUAUAAAAUGUAUCGUGAAUUGCGCGCGCUCGUACCGAUGACGUAGGCUGCGUGCAUUAUAUCUCAACAGUGCACUUGUGUGACGUAAGGCGCGUGCUUUAUGGAAAUAUAAUGAGCUCGUUCUGACCAAUCACGGCGCACGCAUUUCUUUGAACAUUUUAACGUUCAACUUCCUUUCCGAAGUUGUUUUGGUAUGAACUUGGAUAAACGUUGUUGCGUGCUAUUAAGUGAGACGUUUAUGGUUUGAUGUGAUAUGUCUUCACGCUUCGUUCUGUUAUGGUUUGUUAUGUUAUGUUGCGUUUCGGAUGUUUCACUUUCACGUUCUCAAGUAAACAGAUCGAAAUAAAAAGUAGGGAAUAAUUCUUCGGAUUCUGUUCCCGUUGAAAUACACGACAAGCACUCCCCUCUUUUGACUGUUGCUCUUUUGCUCCUCUCAGGUCUGUAACCACCCUGAACUGUUUGAGAGAAGGGACGUUCGCUCUCCAAUUCAUGUGGAAAUUCCAUCAUUCCAUCUGCCAAAGCUUAUAUUUCGAGAAGGUACAAGGUGCACAUGGCCUGUAGUUAACCCUCUAACUCCCGAGAGCUGAUUUUUAAAUCCCCAUCUACCUGCCACACAUUUCCUUGUAAAUCAGUUACACGAGUUUAGCUUUGAUUUAAGUAACAACUUCUAUCUGAUAAGUUUGAGUAUUCUCAUUACCUGUUUGCUGGAUAAUGUGUGAAUGUGAUGGGAAGAAAGUAUCAAAGGGUGUCAACGGGUUAACUUAUGUACUAUUGCCCAAAUGCUGGUUUUUAUGAUGAAACACAAGCACUAUCAGAUGCAAAAACGUAUGCUGAUUACCCACAGGCUUGAUGAGGCUCUGUUUUGAGAAAAUGUGGGAAGGACUUGAAAUCAUUUCAGAAAGAAAUACUUAAGUUUUGAAAUACGACACAACAUACAUGUACUCUGCAAUUAUGGGGUUCUCAGCCCUCGCUCUAAAAUCAAUCGUUCUUACAUUAAGAAAAAAAAGAUGCUCAUUUCGAAGAGAAAGUGUGCCAUUUGUCGUUGUUUACUUAUUUGUUUGAUAACUUGAAAUUUUUAGGCAUCCUGGAGUCUUCUUCACCCGGUAGAACGAAGUAAGUAAUAAUUCCCCGUGCGGAAGUUGUCUUAGCAGCAAUUUAAUUUUUGUUUUCUUUUUUUGCUGCACCGAAUUAAAAGAAACAUUAAGUCUUUGUUAAAGCUUUAAAUCCUUUUUAUACAAACCUAUGUGAACGUUUAUGUGUUAGCGUCUCGUCGCCUUUUUGCCAGACGACGCCAUAGCUGUGAAUCAGAUAGCAAAAGAGAAAAGAAAGUUUGAUGUGUGAACAGAUUCUCACAGCUUCUGUCAAAGAAAUAUAUGUCCAUUAGUUGAGAGAAUUCAGGUUUUUAGGGCCUGGGUAAAAUAUGAAGCCCCUUGCACCUUAUUUUCCCCUUUAACUGAAUUAAAUAACGUUUUCUGCAGAAUCCUCUACAAUCUGCUGAAUAUCGGAUCCGAAGAGUACAUUCAUCAUUCUUUGUAUGAUAGUCACUCCUCAGGUAAGUGGGGCAUAAACAACCUCCUUUUCAAAGGAUAAUUCCAACCAUAACUUGCGGUGCUUCUAAAAUGACAUCACAGAUAUUUGCGCAGUAGUAUUCCAUUGAUUUAAGUUUAAUCAAGAUUAACUCAUGGUCCCAUUAUUUUUCUUCGGUUUCACAUGAUUCCCUCAGGCCUGUAAAGGAACCGGAACUUUUAAGAAACGGCAACUUGAAACUUGUCUUCUAACAGAGGCUUUAAAUUAAAAAUGGAUAAUUUGGUUUAAUCAACCGAGCUGAUAAUGUGAAUUUGGCUGCGCAAGAAUUCGCUCUGACUCGCUCUUAAGGGCUAACGCCCGACUGAAACGUCAGCUUUAUGAACUCUUUUCAGUGGCCAAUUUACAUGAACUACUCAGUUGAUAAAAUCAAAUCAUCUUGUUAUUCCCUUACCGACGCAGCACCUCAGUUUCUUUAAAAACUUUAACCCCUUUAUUCAUUUUUUUGUUUACGCCUUUCAGUGGAAAUCCUAGCCUUGUAAAACGAUUCACUUGAUUUGUCCCGUGUCUCUAUCUUGUUUCUUUUCUGUCAGGUCCUCCGAGUGACUGCUUUUCAUUUUCAAGAUUUAUCAAUUUGUCCCCAGCACAAUUAUCAGCUUUGGCUUUGAAGGGACUCGUGUAUAGGUGAGCCUUACACAUCUUUGAACCUAGGAAAAUUUGUUGAAAUGCUAUGUAGCUUUUUAGAUUUUACUCCUUUUGGAUAUACGUAGAUGUGAAUGCUGUGUACUGGAAAACUUUGUUCGAAUUCAUAUGUUUUCCCUCGUUACUGUUCGCUUUUUAAUGAUGUUUGUACACAAUAGUCACGCACCUAUACCGUGCUUAGUAAGCAAAGUGCUGCUAACUUCCGUAAGGCACUGAGUAACUCGUUAGAAAUUACUAUUGCUAAUGGUUUCUUAUUUUCAAAAUUCAGGUUGUUCACUUUACUCGUUCUUCUAAAGGAAAUUACUAUUCUUCAUCAUCAACGAUUUUGGGCCCAAGACAAGCUGAGGAGUAGGUGGGUUGCGCAACUUCGUAAUACAAUACUUUUGUCUCCUUUUAGUAAUAAUUGUUUCAGCAGUUUAUUUUGAGCUUCACUCUCUUUCUCUUGCAGGUGUUUGGGUCGGCAUGAUCUCAUCAUUUGGCCAGAUUCCUUCACGUCCUUUCCGAGCAUCCGGUCCAGUUCAGUGCUUUCCUCGUUGGUGUUCACUGGCUACACCUCACGAGUGUCUUCCCACGUGACUCAUAAUGUUCAGGCCAUUUUGGACGAUGACGAUCGCAAUCCUGCAAGGAGCAAAGGUAAAGAGGCUCUGAAAGCGACGAGAACUCGACGGAUAUCUAGCAGCCGUGCGGUAUCGCCAACUUCCCCAUCAAAGAGGAAAGAUGCUCGUCAAAGAGGCCAGCACCCACACCACAGCGUCAUAUCUCCGACUGGGAAGCUCCCUCCUUCUCCUCUCAAACAUUCCCCAACAGGGGCGUUUUCUCCAACGAAACAUUAUGGACACUCAUUCUUCCCUGCGCAGCUUUCACCUUCCAAACAUCAUCAUAGUGUACCGCUGUCACCUUCAUGGACUCAGCAAAAUCCGCAUGGGUCCCACUCGGGAGAUUUGCAAAUAGGAGAGCACCAUUCUUCGUUAGGACACGUGCCGCCCACUCACCCAAUACAAGGAUCUCCUGCGAUACAUUCCCCGCCCGGACAUGGCGGAACUCCCCAGCGGUCUCCCAUGGGACAUGUAUUACCCCCGCUACAAUCGCCUCCAGGGAAAAUGGCUCCGCCAACAUCUGUAUCAUCUGUGCAGCACUUGCAUCCCUUCUCUCCCACGAGGUAGCGAAAAAGAAUCUUUUGAUUAUUAUUAUUGGAAACGUUCGCUUUAUUUCAUGAGGAUCACAUUUACCCCUUUUCCAUGUCCAAGACCCAUUAGUUUAAGCAGCCUCUAUGAAAAAAAAAUUAGUCGUGUUUGACAAAACAGCUGUAAAACAUGUGCUAGGUUUGGUGUGAAUGGGGUAUUACACAGGAAGCCAUGACGACUAAUCUUAGCGGUGCUCAUCUGCUUUAUAGGCAUGGUUCAUCGCUGCCGAUGAGUUUACCCGAAGGAUUUCAAUUGAACACUGCACCCAGAGUGUAUCCUAUAGACAGAACACUGCAGCCGACAAUUCUGCCACCAUUUUUGUCGACAUAUAUACCGAGGGUAAGUAAAAUUUGCGAACGAGAAGCUGGUCAGUUGCCUGUUGUGAGUUACACGAAGUUUGCGUGCCUUUGCCUAAAGCUUGAAGAAACUAAUGGUAACUUUGACUUGUUGAGUUCAUAUAAGAAUGUUGAGUUGUUCAUGAUCUUUUGCAAUCCCUCCUCAGGUAACGGCAGGGACUGAUGUUUAUCGCUGCAGUGAUCGCAGUGCCGCUUACGAGAUUCAGAACUUGUUACAGGGGGGUUCAGAACUGUACAGGAACCUCUUGAUGUACGGCACUCCAGAUCUUGAACACGUCAGUUACGUGAAGAAGCAUUUGUUCCCUGCUCCUCUUGGCGGGCUGGAGGCUGCCACUCCUCAGAAUGGAUGGACCUUCGUGCAAAUUCCAGGUGCGUUGAAAAAUUCCUCUGAAUUCAUUCACAAUUUUUUUUGACAUUCAGUUCACGGACUUGUGACUGUGCUUUACUCAAGUUUUGAAUAAACGUUCCUCAACUCUGAUUGGUUAUUGUGAUUUCGAGCAAUUUUCAAUCGGGUGUCGAAAGUAUUCCGAGAUUGCAUUGAUUUUGCUUUUCUUGGCCCAGCAAACCCGCUCCACUCUCUCAGCCAAUCAUAUGCAAAACUAAAAGUCACGACUUAGUCACCCGCGUUUUCCCGCGCUUUACGCAGUUUGUUUGUUUUACUUUGAGUUCUUACUGGCUCUUAAAAAAGGUAUUUUUCUUUUCGUCUGAUGAGCUGUUUUGAUGACUUUGGUUUUGGUUUUGUGAUACUCAAUCGAAAAGCGGUUCCUAUUCUUCGUUACUCAAACGAAAAGUGAUUAUUUUACCACUGAAAGCGCGAGCACAUCUGGUUUUUCUUGUAGACCGUAAUUUGUUGAUCACAGACAGUGGUAAAUUAACUGUUCUGGACGGACUGCUGACCAAACUGAAGAUGCAGGGACACAGGGUGUUAAUCUAUUCACAAAUGACGAGGAUGAUUGAUCUUUUAGAGGUUGGUUUGUUGAUCUUGUAUAGCGAGAGAAAUUCGCGUGGACAUUUUGCGAGUUGCGUAGUAUUUUUUCGAAACCCCUAACAGCGAAAAACGGAAACAACACAAACGAAACCAUGAAAGUGUUACCUGUGACCAACAAGAGUUCGUUGGUUACACAUUCAGGUCUAAAAAGGGGAAAAAUCAAAGUUUGGAUCGUUCAGUACAGCAAUUUUGCAGCUCCGCUUCCGUCUGUAUUUUUGCCCUGUUGUACAUUGGAAUGAUGUCGCAUAUUCUUGCGUAUUCAGUUGCCCUACUAAAGUAAAUUGGUGUAAUAGUAAACUGACAAGCUCUCUUAUCUUGCGAUUUUUUUUCAUGUCAUCCAUGUAUGUUUCUUAAUUAAAUUAUUUCAAUACUAAUAAAGAAAACAUUUCACUUUAAAUUUACAUUAAUAUGAUAUACUAUUAAAAUUUACCAACUAAAUUAUUGCCAAGUUCUUGCUAUCAGCAUACAAGGAAGUCUUCUUACAUGUUAGUGAGAAUUGAUGAACCAUCAUUUGAUGUGUCUGUUACAGGAGUACAUGACUUACCGUAAGCACAAGUACAUGCGACUUGACGGUUCAUCGAAAAUCUCAGACAGGAGAGAUAUGGUGGCUGAUUUCCAGUCUAAGUAAGUAAAUAGAUGAAUGAAAUAAACAGAUGUGAAGCAGAUGCGUAUUCACUCAAGGUUCCUUGUCUAUUUAGAAUUUAAAGUGUGGGGUUUUUUUGGAGGAAGGAAAACCUGAAACUUAUAUUCUUUUUACAGCAUUUGAAGUAUGAACUCCCCUUUUCUGCUUCAUCGGCGAAUGGUAAAUAUCGUAGUUCUGACAGAGUUCCAAAACGUUUCUCUUUCAGUGCGGACAUUUUCGUGUUUUUACUGAGUACACGAGCAGGUGGUCUGGGGAUCAAUCUUACAGCUGCGGAUACGGUAAGACAACUAAAAGAGGUCAUCGUCAAUGAGAAAACUUUGGAUGGCUGAGCCAUUCUAAAAGCACCAACAUCAGUAUGCACAUUCUCCAUACUACAGUAAAUGGUUUGAACCCGGGGGUAACAUGUAAUAGUGCAGUUUGAUCGUCCGGGUGAGUGUAGUCCUGAGAAGGACUGUUGUCGGUAAUGGUGACUGACGUUUCGACAACCUGAGCGGAAGUCAUCAUCAGAGUCAAGUGACUCCUUCUCCAUACUGUUCUCCACAUAUUUUCUUAGUUGCCGAAAAGGAGAUGUGUUUAAAAAUCAAGAGCUUCUCUUGCCAUUGAUCACUUCCUUUAUUCUCAUGACCUCAAUGUAUGAACCAGGACUGAUAUUGUAAGGAGAGAGUAGAUAUUAGUCACUCUAAGGGGUUAAAGGAUUGAUUGAAGUAUGCAGUGACCGCUUUGUCUCUGGUUCUUUCACGUAGGUAAUUUUUUACGACAGUGACUGGAAUCCUACAGUCGAUCAGCAGGUAAAGUGUUGUAAAGGAAUAAAGUUGUUGUUAGAAGCGUUUAUCAUUUGAAAGCAGGUUAGGUAUCAGUGUAUAACAUGGUAAUUUAGUUUUAUCACCUGAGUUGUUAACGUAAAUUGGCCAUCGUAAGGAGUUUAAAAGAUGACGUUUCGAGCGUUAGCCCUUCGUCGGAGCGAUUGGGGUAACACUCGGAACUAGCAACUCAGUUGAUAAUACUAAAUUACCCUGUUAUACUCUCCUACCGACACAGAACCACGGUUUCUUUAGCUGUGUGAAUGUUGAAAUUGAAGGAGUUUUAGUAUGUGAUUGUUGUACUGUAGCUGUGGUAUUGUUGCAGUGUCGCAUCUGUUGUACUGUCUAUCUAUCGUAAAAAAUGAAAAGAAAAAAAAGAAGAGAUUAUAAUUUAGAACUUAGUUUUUACUUGGUAAUACGAUUAGUGAUGGUGUUUCAAUGUAAAAUCAUCAAGAAAGUCAUCAGUGUAGAACAAGAAGGUUUAAUACCUGCAGUCAAGUUCUAUCGAUGUUGUAAUUAAAUGAGCUUUUGAAUUAUACUUCAGAAGGAAACUUGCAUGUCAAAGCCAUAUAGAUAGAUCAACGAAUCGCACAGGUUUUUCAAGAGAAAUUAGAUGUUCGUUGGGAAGAAGUUUUUGCUAAUUUUAAAUUUUAUAUAUUGUAUUUUCUUGUGUUCAGGCCAUGGACCGCGCUCACCGCCUGGGGCAGACUCGACAAGUGACCGUGUACAGACUGGUCACUAAGGGUUCUAUAGAAGAGAGGAUUCUUCAAAGGGCCAAGGAGAAGAGCGAGGUUCGUAUUGUUCUUGAGUCGUUAAUAUAUCGUCGUUUCCAGUGACUCUUGGCCGAAAAAAAAUCAUGGGAAGAAAAUUGCAAGUCAGACUCACUAGAUCACAGGAGAUAAAUUGACUACAUGUAAUCAUUCUGUGGAUUUUAUUCUACCCUUUUCAGAUUCAGAAAAUGGUGAUUUCAGGCGGGCAUUUCAAGCCUGAAGCUCUUAAACCUAAAGAAGUGGUAUCUUUGCUUCUUGAUGAUGCUGAACUGGAGUGCAAAUGUAAGUCUGUGGAACUGAAGUUGUGUGAAUGGUGGUGUGCUAUCAGUUAACUUGUGGAAAUUAUAUUCCGCUUAAGAUGAUAACCUGCAAAGACACUGACCCACGUACGGUGGUCUUGUUGUUGCUCGCUGUUCACAAGCACGGUGUUCGCUCUGUUAAGGGAGGGGGAAGCUUAUGCGGCUUGUGUCUUCUGAGCUGACUCGUGCACUCUUUAUGAUCUCUCCAGUUCUUCAGCGGCAAGCUGAAAAGAAAGCUGAUGAACAACGGCGAAGAAGGGAACGAAAACGAAAGAAGACGGGGCCAGUUGAGGUUUGUAUGCCAACUUAUAAACAUACCUUUGUUUUCUGAAUCAAAAUCUGACCCCCUCCUCUCUUAAAAUUACUGAAUCCUUCCUUGGUCCCUCCCCAUCCUGCAAACUGUUAAAGAGACUUGACCAGUACACGGGGGAGCGGUUACCAGCGAUCCUCUUUAUCAAUUUGUGUAACAAAAACCUGUACAAGCUCUGCUAGCCAUUCUCAGACUAUAACUUCUUAAAAUUAACUGCGCUUUGUUCACCAGUUGGGUGAAGGCUUAUCCCCGAGUAUCGAAGUCACCGAUGGCGCGCCUCCAGUCAAGGCUAAGAAAGGCCGUAAGAGCAAAAGCUCGCUGGUCCCACCUGCACCUGAAGGAUCCAUGUCGGGAUCUAAACCCGCCUCGGAGACCAGUAGUAUCACGGGAGAAGGGCUGAGUAUUAAGACAGGUGACGCGUAUGAUGGCGACGGUACCGUAGGGGAUGACAUCAGUGUGCUGAGUCUAGAUGAAGGUAAGCUGUUACUCUUAUGCUCAAUUUCGCAUUCAAAGGACGAACUUCAAUUUAAAAUUUGGGUGGGUUUUUUCUGAGGGAAACGCCUGAUGGAUGAUAUGAGUGUCACCCCAAAGCUGCAAAACUGGCUUGGAGUUAGAAAAGAGCUGUGAAAGGCAUGGCUCAACUACCAGAGACAAACUAUCCAUGUUUUUGUUUUUCCUUUUUUGUUAUUUUGUUUUUUCGUUUUUUUCAACUUUGGUUAGGUAGUCAAUUAAUCAGAAUAUCUUGCCGUUUGAACUUCUUGGUAAGGCGUAAGUAACAUUCACAAAACAUAUUCUUAUCAGUUCUUAUCAGUAAACUCUCAUCUUUUCGUUGCUAGUGUCGUUGGCUUCUGGUGAUCUGUCAGUCGAUAUACCUCCAAGCAACACAGAGACUCCUCUGAGCUUGAAACCUGACGGAGAAGACUUGGAUGAUCCCCGAAGCGAAAACGCCAGUCCAGCCCUGUCUGAUUCCUCUGGAAAAAGAGGCAGAGGCCGCGGUCGUGGAAGAGGAAGGGGACGAGGAAUCACCUCUAGUAGGGGACGCGGGAGCUCCAGUGUUCGAGGAUCCCGCUCUCGGGGACGUGGACGAGGAACUGGUGGAGCCCUUGCUGCCUCUGCUGCGGCAUCAGCAGCUGCAGCAGCAGCAUCAGCUGCAGCAUACGCCGCCUACGGCUUCUCUUUCCAAGGGACAAGUACUCCGAACCCCACCCCACCGCCGGCGCGGUCCAGUCCAGUGGCAUUUGGUGCCGGUGGUUCUGCCAUGCAGGGGUAUGGCAACAUCAGUCAUCCAGUGGCACGUUAUGAUAGUUCGUCAGCUGGAUAUUCACCUGUUCAAAGUGCAGAAAACAGCCCGGCUAGAUCUUCAUCUCACGCGUCUACGCGCAUUAACAGUCAGCAGUCUUCACCUCCGUCAUGAAAGUUUUCGUGAUCUGUGCUAAAAAUUUGAAAGGCUUCAAAAGUGAACUGUACUAAGUAGAAGAGCAAGGAAAUGCAAUAUAUCGUCUGGUCGAGUCAUGCUGCUUAACAAUCAAGCUACUGAAGAAGUCUUAAAGAGUAAAUGCAUUGUUUUCCUUCAUAGAAUUUUCUUAAUUGCACUGAUUUUCAGUACUAAAUUGGACAGGGAAACUUUAUCACGUGAGUAGCUUUUCGUGGAGGAAACUGUGCUAUUUACAUGCAUCACGAUCUUUCCCUCUGGAAAACACAGUAUGGUGUAAAUAGUUAAUUUCGGGAAUGGCGAGUCAGGUCAAAUUAUUAAUCUUGAUUUCUAUCCUACCUGUUUUAAUUGUUGGUACACCGAGAAAGUUAAAAAAGAUCAUCACAAUUAAUACUACUGUAGCUUCAUUCGAUCUCUGCAUGUCACAGUCCUAUCGUCUCCUUUGUCACGCGAUGCUUAAAAUUUCGCGUGACAUCAUAAAAUGAUGGCUGUGUGACAUAUUCUGUGCUUGAAUAAAUAUCCUCACCAUGGUGGGUCUUGAUUCUUUUUAUCCACAAUGAAAUGUCAAUAAAUUUAUUUAACUAC